This is a messenger RNA of Pocillopora verrucosa, 1437 nucleotides long. Its product is annotated as transmembrane prolyl 4-hydroxylase. Gene Ontology annotation, cellular component: endoplasmic reticulum. Gene Ontology annotation, molecular function: procollagen-proline 4-dioxygenase activity; calcium ion binding; L-ascorbic acid binding. NCBI's taxonomy places the organism in Eukaryota, Metazoa, Cnidaria, Anthozoa, Scleractinia, Pocilloporidae. Gene Ontology annotation, biological process: peptidyl-proline hydroxylation to 4-hydroxy-L-proline. The record is from RefSeq and is a predicted model, not a curated record.
AAGGUGGAAACGAGUGCACGUAACUCGUAAAAACUUGUCUAUUAUGAUGUUUUCUCUUGAUGCUGAUCUUAUUUGUUUAACCCGCAGAGAUGUCUCGAUCACUGCUGGUUGUUGUAACCAUAUUUACCCAACUAAUCUCCCACGAUGGAUUUUUCGUGGUAUCUCUUGCCUCUAAGACCUGUUCUGCGAAAACUGAAGAUUGCAAUUUGGCGGAAGUAGAUGCUGCACAUCCAAAACUUUUUAUGCUGGAUGGUGUUGAGGUGGGACAUGUUCAGGAGGUAAAAUUGGUGGAAGGCAGAGUACACCAGUUAAUUACUAAAAGCCUUAAACCUCUUCUUUUUGAAAUACCAGAAUUUCUAAGCAAUGAGGAAUGUGAACACAUAAUCAAACUUGCUGGCAAAAAAGGCCUUUUUGAAAGCACUACCUUACCUGAUCAUGAAGAUCAUUCUGCUUAUAGUGAUGAGGAAAAGAAUGAAAAUUGUAAGGAUUUACUUUCCAAUGACAGAGAUAGUGAUGGCAAGAUCUCCACAGUUGAGUUUUCCACCUUCAUAAAACAGGAGUUUUCAAUGUCAGUAAGUGAUGCCGAUGUGGACAUGAUGUUGCAAAAAAUAAACUUUGAUAGAGACAGUGAUGGUUUGAUCAGUGAAAAAGAAUGCCUCAAGGGCAAUCAUGUGGCAUUUGACAAAUACAUGACAUACCUGGAAGACAAUCAUCCACGAGAAAGGACAAGACUCAGUAAGCAGACUUGGCUGAGAGUAACAGGCAGCACCGAUCUAGUGUUAAGAGACUUGCAAAGAAGAGUGAUACAGUUGACAAAACUGCCACAAUUUUUUAUUGAAAACAGCGAAGACUUACAGGUUGUCCAGUAUGGUGUUCACGGUCAUUAUCAUGCACAUUAUGACUCUACAAAUGAAUGGAAUGGUGAGGCUUCACGAUGCUGUUUUGGGAAUUACUCUGAUAAUUGCAGCUUGUGUAGGUUUAUGACAGUGCUCUAUUACCUUAAUGAUGUAAAACGUGGUGGAGAAACAGCCUUUCCAGUUGCUGAUGAGAAAAAUAUCAACCAAACGGAAAUUGAAAAGGAAAACCGGACAAAUUUAAGCAUCCACUGCUAUGACGCUAAUGUGGUUGUACGUCCUGCAAGAGGCAAAGCUGUAAUGUGGUACAAUCACAUGAUCAGUAACGUGACUGGUUUGCUUGGAACACACGACGUACGCUCUUUACACGGAGGGUGUGAUGUCCUGGAAGGUUCCAAGUGGAUUGCAAACAACUGGAUAAAUGCACCAUUUGAAUGGAAAGAAGUCAGCUGAUGGCGCUGAUUAGAAUUUAUCUCCAUUUUCGUUUGAAAUUCAACGCCAAAUUCAACGCCAAAUGAAGUCUCUCUAGAUCUUGAUGUAGAGAGUAUAUAUACUUUUGCGAUAAAAGUUGAUAUUUUGCACA